This is a messenger RNA of Abrus precatorius (Indian licorice), 2059 nucleotides long. Its product is annotated as cryptochrome DASH, chloroplastic/mitochondrial. NCBI's taxonomy places the organism in Eukaryota, Viridiplantae, Streptophyta, Magnoliopsida, Fabales, Fabaceae. Gene Ontology annotation, molecular function: DNA photolyase activity; DNA binding; FAD binding. Gene Ontology annotation, biological process: photoreactive repair. Bases 17 to 1771 code for a protein of 584 amino acids. The record is from RefSeq and is a predicted model, not a curated record. The transcript has 13 exons.
AACACCAACGUUAUACAUGGCAAUUCUCUGCGCGCCAUUUCCAUUUCUUUUACUAAGAUCCUCGUCCAAGUCCACGUUAAACAUAUUAUUCACAAACCCAACAAGAAGAAUUCGGUUCCCAACGAUGAACCUAUGCGCCAAAUCCGAACCUUUCUCGGCCUCUUCCUCUUCGUCAUCGUUCCUAGUGCCAGAGCAAGAUGCUAACGACAUGGACCGUGUAGCCGACAACACAUUUCAAAGGUACACGUCCAACACCAAGAGGAGUGGCAAGGGAACAGCCAUUGUGUGGUUCAGAAACGAUCUCAGAGUAUUGGAUAAUGAGGCUCUCUUUAAGGCAUGGCUUUCCUCCGAAAUUGUGUUACCUGUCUAUUGUGUUGAUCCUCGACUCUUUGCCACCACUUAUCAUUUUGGGUUUCCAAAAACCGGGGCAUUGAGAGCGCAAUUUCUCCUUGAAUGCUUGGCUGACUUGAGGAAGAAUUUGAUUAAAAAAGGGCUUAAUUUGCUCAUACGACAUGGCAAACCUGAGGACAUUCUUCCUUCUCUUGCAAAAGCUUUUGGAGCUCAUACAGUGUAUGCGCAGAAAGAAACAUGCAGUGAGGAGCUGAAUGUUGAAAGCUUAGUCAGCAAAGGUCUUCAACAAGUGGUGAUAUCUCCUGAGGAAUCCACUGGUGUGACAGUUUCAAACAAAGUUCCUAAGUUGCAGUUUAUUUGGGGUACCACAAUGUACCACCUUGAUGACCUCCCUUUUGAUGACACUUGUUUGCCAGAUGUGUAUACUCAGUUUCGUAAGAUUGUUGAAGCCAAAUGUACCAUACGCACAUGCAUCAAACUUCCAGCAUCUCUUGGACCAUCUCCCCCAAUUGAGGAUUGGGGAUGCCUUCCUUCAUUAGAGCAGCUGGGACUUUGCACACAGAAUGUUAGCAAAGGGAUGAAGUUUGUGGGGGGUGAAACUGCAGCAUUGAGCAGAGUAUAUGAGUACUUUUGGAAGAAGGAUUUGCUAAAGGUCUACAAAGAGACCAGAAAUGGAAUGUUGGGGCCUGAUUAUUCUACCAAAUUCUCACCCUGGCUUGCCUCAGGAAGCUUGUCUCCUCGUUUCAUACAUGAAGAGGUGCAGAGAUACGAGAAUGAAAGACUAGCAAAUAGUUCUACCUAUUGGGUUUUGUUCGAGUUGAUAUGGAGAGAUUACUUUAGGUUCUUAUCUCUGAAAUAUGGGAAUUCACUUUUCCAUUUAGGUGGCCCUAGGAAAGUUCAGCACAAUCGGAGCCAAGACAAGAAUUUGUUUGAAUCUUGGAGAGAUGGUUGUACGGGGUAUCCUCUAAUAGAUGCCAACAUGAAAGAACUAUCAACUACUGGGUUUAUGUCAAAUCGAGGACGCCAGAUUGUGUGUUCCUUUCUUGUUCGAGAUAUGGGCAUAGAUUGGCGCAUGGGGGCAGAAUGGUUUGAGACGUGUCUUUUGGAUUAUGAUCCGUGCUCUAAUUAUGGAAACUGGACUUAUGGAUCAGGAGUUGGGAAUGAUCCCAGAGAAGAUCGUUAUUUCAGCAUCCCAAAACAAGCACAAACAUAUGACCCUGAAGGUGAAUAUGUUGCAUACUGGUUGCCACAGUUACGAAAAAUUCCAAAAGAUAAAAGGAAUUUUCCUGGAAAUUUAUACAUUCGUCAAAUCGUGCCUCUUAAGUUUGGAACAACUAGUAGACAACAUAAUGAGGACAAAUCCCUUGGUGCAAGAAGAGCCAAUGACAGAGGAAGUGAAAGAAGAUGGAAUAUGAGAUAAAUUUGGAGAAGAACAUUGCAGCUCUUAUCAUUAUAAAUUCCACUUGUGCAUUCCUUCCUCCAAUGGGAUGUGGAAAUCUCAUGAAUGAUAGCAUGGCGUGUCGCGUGGUAGCAGGAGCUUCGCUCGAGUGACAAUUUAAAUUCAUUCUUCUUGAUGCUUUUUCUUUUUCUUUGUAGAGAAGGUUUGAUCCAGUUUCAAUCCUCAUUGUAAUAUUCCAAUGGUCAAAGAAGUUUUUUAUAUAACAAAUAAAUGUAUUCUUUAUAUAAAUAAUAAGUAAAUAUUUUGUUG